AUGACCUUUGAUCUUGCGAACAGCUUUCGAGGUGCACAUCUGGUGGUGCAACCUUCCGACUUAGCACUCGAUCCACCAGAAAGCUAUCUGUACGUUCAAGAUGGCCUCAUCAUAUCCUGCGGCGUCCUCUAUGCGCUUUGCUACCUGUUCUACAUGAUUCGCACAUACCGCGACAAAACGUGUGCAGGCUUUAUCGAAUUCACCUGCGGAACAAUGGCCUACGAAAUCUUCUACGCCUACACAACGACAACCACCCCAUUCGAGCGCAUCAGCUUUUCCAUAUGGUUUCUUCUCGAUUUCACCUUUGCUGUAGUCACUAUCCUCAGCACCUACGCGCCUGGUUCCCGCUGUCCAGUAGUCAAAAGGAUGGUUCUCGGUAUCCUUGUUUCUCUAGCAAUCUUCUGGAAAGUCGCAAAUGUUUGGCCAGAUGAGCGUGAACAAGUUACUGCUUAUUGGACUGGAUUGGCUUUGCAAUUCCCUAUCGGUUGGGGAAGUUUGUAUUUGCUUGUCAAGAAUUGGGAUGCCAAAGGGCAUUCGUUGGAGAUUUGGGUAACCCGGUAUCUUGGUUGUUGGACGGCGUAUGGCGUGUUUGUCUGGCGUUACAUGAACGUGCCGCAGAAUUGGUCGUAUGUUGGUUCGAGCACAAGUAUUGCGGUUAUUGGAUUGACCAUGGUUCCUGAGACGAUGUAUCCUUUCGUCUAUGUCUGGGUGCACAAGACGAAAACGGCAAAGACAGUGGGAACUAGUGCUGCUUACACUGACCAGAAGGUUAUUUCUUGA
Molecule: messenger RNA, 780 nt
Organism: Aureobasidium uvarum
Lineage: Eukaryota; Fungi; Ascomycota; Dothideomycetes; Dothideales; Saccotheciaceae
Source: the annotation of a GenBank genome assembly